Messenger RNA from Entrophospora candida, 651 nucleotides. NCBI's taxonomy places the organism in Eukaryota, Fungi, Glomeromycota, Glomeromycetes, Entrophosporales, Entrophosporaceae. The record is from the annotation of a GenBank genome assembly.
ACUAAAACUAUAACUGACGCUGACAAAACUAUAACUGACACUGAAACUUCAACUAUAACUACACCCACAACUAUAACUGAUACUAAAACUACAACUGACACUGAGACUAAAAUUAUAACUGAGUCUGAAACUUCAACUAUAAUUAUACCCACAACUGAGACUAAAACUGUAACUACACCCACAACUGAGACUAAAACUGUAACUACACCCGAAACUAUAACUAACACUAAAACUAUAACCGACACUGACAUCGAAAUUAUAAUUGCACCCACAACUGAGACUAAAACUGUAACUACACCCACAACUGAGACUAAAACUGUAACUACACCCGAAACUAAAACUAUAACCGACACUGACAUCGAAAUUAUAAUUACAACUGACACUGAGACUAAAACUAUAACUGAGUCUAAAACUUCAACUAUAACUACACCCACAACUGAGACUAAAACUGUAACUACACCCACAAUUACGACUACUACUGUAACUACACCCACAACUGAGACUAAAACUGUAACUACACCCACAAUUACGACUACUACUGCAACUAAUACCGCAACUAUAACUAACACCGCAACUAUAACUUCACCCACAAUUACGACUACGACUACUACAACAACCACUAUCACUACUGUCGGAAAAAAGAAUGACUAA